Saprolegnia diclina VS20 is the source of this 6138-nucleotide messenger RNA. RefSeq lists its product as hypothetical. Gene Ontology annotation, molecular function: protein binding. The transcript is spliced from 30 exons. Bases 20 to 6079 code for a protein of 2019 amino acids. The record is from RefSeq and is a predicted model, not a curated record. NCBI's taxonomy places the organism in Eukaryota, Oomycota, Saprolegniomycetes, Saprolegniales, Saprolegniaceae. Gene Ontology annotation, biological process: establishment of meiotic spindle localization; mitotic cell cycle; spindle organization. Gene Ontology annotation, cellular component: spindle pole.
GGCCAUCGACGCGAGGUCGAUGCCACGCGGGACCGACCCGAAGCCGCCCAACCAGCUCGAGAAGGACAAGCCCAAGACCCGGCCGCCCAAGGACGCGACGACGCUUCCAUCGCCAAAGCCCCGCAAGCAUGUACGGCCGCGCACCGAGUUGCCUGCUACCGUCAUGCCCAUGGGCGAGAAGCGCAAGGUAGACGUCGCGGCCAAGAUGCCUGCCCACAUGGGCAGCAUCACGUUCGAGGCCGACAUGCCGGGGGGCAACAGCGGCAUGGAGCUCGAGAUCUUAAAGGCCAUCAUUCUCCGCGAAGACUAUGUGGCACGGCUUCUCGAGAUGAGUCAGAGCGACGCCCCGCACGCGCUCGUCGGAGCGAUGGCCAACACCCUCGACCUGCUUCGCAUCACGACAGUCGAAGUCGUCGAGGCGAUAUUGCAGUGGCGCAAGCAGCAGCAAAAGAACCUUCCGUUCAAGUGGAACGGGAUCAACUACCUUCUCAAGUUGCCCUCGGAUUUGAAUUUUCUUCAGCAGUGCGACGUCAUGGUACGCUGGCUCGGCUUUUCCAUGGAGCGAAACCCGUUCAUUAUGCCCGACAACCUCGACAAGCGCAGCGACGACGCCACACCGUUCACCCCUCCAACGACCAAUGUUGGCGCCGUCGACACGUUCUUAGAGGUCGGUGGGGUCCCAGUGUCUCCUCUGCGCCCGUUGCGCUCGCCCCAAGCCCAAGCCGCGCGCCAGCCCAAGCUUCGAUCGGCGUACGAGACGCGCAUCAUCAACGACGAAGAGCUCGUGCCGCGCCAGCUCACGAGCGCCGACGCCAAUGCCAGUAGCACACCGUCCGUGCGGUCGCGGGCCACGUAUGUGUUGCCGAGCCAGAUCGGCAACCUCGACGUCUUGCGCAUCCGGGCAGCUGAAAAGGUCGUCUUGGCCGAGGAAGAGCUCUGCGGCCGGUAUGCACGGGACCUCUACGGACGCAUCGUGCCAGAGGCUGUCGCCAAGCAGCAGAUGAAGACAGUGGCUAUCCAGCGCGCGUACGCAGCAUCGACGCGGGAGCUACAGGAGGCUUCUACCAUCGAGGUGCACGAGCCGGUUGUCGAGGCCCCACCGCGACCACGCCCCACCGAACUGCGCAAGUCGACGACCGUCCCCUCGAGCGCGCAAGUGGUCGACACGACCAAGCUCAAGCAAGCUGGCAUGCUCGCACCGACCACAAAGCUCGCUAUGGAGAACCGCAUUCGGUACCCGAUGCAACGCUCGCGUGGCGCUCGAAUGGAGCAGGACCUCGAGCAAGCUCGCGUGGUCAACGCCCAGCUCGAGCACCACAUUGCACAUCUCCGCGACACGAUUGCUGCGGAAGAAGCGGCGCUCCCACUGGACACGUCGGCCACGUCACUGCCAACACCAACACUCGAGAUGCUCCGACGCGAUUUGCAAGUCCAAGUCGACCUCUUUGCGCGCAAGGCGACCGAGAUAUCGCGCAAACAGCAGGCCAUGGAAGCGUUCAAGUUGGCGCAAAAGUCGGCGGCUGAGAAGCAGCGCCAAGCCGAGCUCCUUCGCCGCCGCCACAUGGACGAAGCGCUUUUGGCACUCGAGCGCACCAAGCUCGUCGAAGUGGCCUCCGCGACGCACAUCCAGCGCAUCAUCCGCGGUAUCCUCACGCGCCAACUGUACAAGACUGUCCGCAUUCGGUUCACGAUUGCCAGCACGUACAUCCAAGCGGGGGUCCGCGGCUUCCUCGCACGACGUCGUGUGCAUCGCCUCUAUGUGCGACACAAGGCAGCGAUUCGUAUCCAGUGUGCGGCACGCGGUCGCCUCGCGCGGAACGCCACGCGUCUCGAGCGCUUGCUCCAGCAACAGCAAAAGGCGGCCAUCAAAAUUCAAAAAACGUUCCGCGGCAAGCGUGGCCGCCAUCGCAUGCGUGCGUACCGUGCUCUCUGCGACUCGAAGCGACGCAUGGUGGAGAUUGCACACAACCUCUUUGAGUUUGAGCUCGUGGCCAUGGGCGCCGCUCUCUGCGCGUACGCCAAGUUUCCCACGUCGCACUACACACUCAAGCCUUCGUACAUGGUGCUUGGCGUCGUCCGCCUCGUCCAGUCCGUCUCUCUUUCGUGCAUGAGCGUGGAAGACCGCGAUGCACGGUCGACGCCUGUCCAUGACAUGCGCUGGAUGGAGGCCGGGCAGUACCUUCGCCGCGCCGCGCGCCUCCUCCGCUACCUCACGACCAUCUCGGCGGCCGCGGCGCGUCGCACGAUCGCGCUCUUGCCCGAGACACGCACACUGCUGGAAGCGUACAAGAACGACGUCAACUUUGGCAUUGCACACCUGGCGUCUGCGGCAUUAGGCGCGAUGGAGCGGCCGUCGACGCUCCUACUGGAAUGGAUCACGCACCUCGACGUCGUCCAGCGGGUGCAGAGCACGUUUCUGUCGGCGACGCCAGUCUGCACGCUCGAUCUAUCGCAGUACGAAGCCGACGACCGCGCCGAAGAUGCCAAGUGUGCGCUCGAAGACUACCACAGCGAACGCCAGUUUGUGCCAUUGGCUCUCAUCCAAGACUGCCCCAAGCGCACACGACCGAUAUUGCUCGUGCUCUCGCGCGAGUUGCCCGGCCACGCCAAGGACGUCCUUGUCGCGCACAUCAACGCGGCGUUUCCGGGCCUCUUUUUGCGCAUCAACAGCCAAGACCCGAUAGCGCUCGCGACGAUGCAGCCCGCUUUCGAUGCUGGCUACAGUGUGCUCUUGGACGCGGACAUUGGGCUCAGCAUCGGGCAGCAGCGCAUUUUCUUGGGCCAGUUUGCCAUCGUGUCGCGGGCGCUUCGCCCAACACCACUCUCGAUCUUGCUGCAAGGGUCGCUCGCCAACCGCGCUGGCUUGGGCUAUGCCGCCGGCACGUACGGUGUCUCCGAGCUGGACGCGUCCGUCAUGGUCGAUGGCGACGCCAAACACGAGAUCCAGCUGGCAGCCGACGGCCUGCACACGCUCACGAGCGGUCGACUGGACAAAGAGAUGGUCACGAUGAGCACGAUGGAUUGUCCGCCCGUCGCGCUCGUGCUCGUGAUGGAAGCGACGCUCAUCUUGCUCACACCGUCGCAGCGGUUCGUGUCGCCCGCCAACACGACAUCGACCGUCACCUGGCGUUUGAGCCGGCGCCUACUGAGUGCACCUGCUGUCUUUACUGCGAUGCUGCAAGCCCUCGACGUCCAGUACAUUCCUUAUGAAAACGUUGCCGUGCUGCGCGAGUACCUCGACUUGGCCGAGUGGCCCGUUGAUAAUGACUCGACGGGCACCCUCCUCUUCCGCCUCGCGCUCUUUGUUCGCGCUGUGACGCGCUACGCGCAUGCGAUCCAGAGCCGCGGGGGCGCGGCCGAGGUCGUGACGCGCACCAAGCCGAUUCCAGGCCUCUUUAGCAACGUCAUUACGAUCACCGACCCGGUGGACGAAGACGACUGGUCGUAUAAAGACGCGAUGGCGCAGAUCACGAGCGCGAUUCUGCAAGACGUGCGCGUGCACCGGCAGUCGGUCAAGAUCGGCGACCGGUACCACGUGGUGUCGCUCUACCGCGACUGCCAUCGCGUCUACGUGACCGUGUACGACCCGCUCACGUCGCACUUGCUUCGCACCGAGAUCCCCGAGACCUUUAUGAAUACGCUCUUGGCGCCCAACUCGUUCGAAGCCGCCCAAAACAAGCAAGCGCCGUCGACGCCAUUGGAGCUCUACCAGCGAGUCGUGGGCUUCACGACGCUCGCCAAGCCCAAGGGCAUCAACAUGCAGCCAAUCGUCGAGCUCCGGCCCCACGCCGUGCGGUUGACCAAGGUCGGCCGGCACAUUCACGGCCACUUUGCCUCGAUUGUCGUCUCGGAGAUUGCGCUCGGCCACGUGCGCUUGGGCGUCUUUGUCCACGAUGUGUGGAGUGCCGGGCGACUCGCAUGGACGCUGGACGUUGACGAAGCGUUUCUGCAGCAGCUCAAGCUCGAUGCGUCCGACCCGCUCGAGCUGCAGGCGUAUCAAGACAUGAACGUCCAGGCGUUGUACCAGUACGUCCUCGACCGCGUGCACAUUGAAGCGGCCGAGCUCUCCAAGCCCGUGCUCCACCACGUCAGCCGCCGCGUCCCUCGCAACAUUGUCACGACGCCCCACGACUUGCGCGUUCGCAUUCGCAAGCACGGUGGAUCGGGGCGCCUCCUCCUUCGUAGCACAAUGCACCUGCGUCCUCAAGCGCUGCGCUGGGUCGUCUCUGUGUUUGACAUUUCGAUGACGGAGACGCUGCGCAUUGAGGCCUACCGCCCCGAAGCCUGCAUCAAACGGUCGGUGCUCGUCUCGUCCCGGGAGCGCCACGAGCUGCUGCUGUCACCGCGACGCGUGGUGUCGACGCUCUCACCGCUUUGGCUGCAACACAUUUUGUCGCAACUUGUCAUGACAGUCGACGGCGCCUUGGCCCUAGAUUUGGAAUUGACGACCACCGGUUUUUACCUGCCCUUGCACCCGGACCACUCCAAGUUGGCGCGCAAGCCUGGGAUCAAGGUUAUCGUGAGCGCCAAGCUCUGCGCCAUGGCCUCCGUGUACGGCCUCUCGCUCCACAUUUACUUCCCCAUCACGAGCACGACGCAUGAACUGCGUCUCGCCGAUGCGCAGAUCCAGUCGGCCAUCUCGCUCGUGUGGCCCAGUACCUCGGCCAUCGAUCGCCGACGCGUCAUCUUGGCACUCCUCGGGCUCUGUGCCUACGACACUGACGAGUGCGUCGUGCGGCUCACAUCGCCGUCCGGCUUUGUCGAGUUCUCUGUGCAGAUACGACCGGUACCCAGCACCUCAGCCUCCGCGGCAGUGGCAUCGGCGCCCGUCAUCGAUACCCGCCCGCGGGACGCCGCAUCUAUCGACGUUGAUUUGCUGCAAAACACGGUGCGAAUGCUGGACGCGCCAAGCGAACCACUCGUGCUGGUGUACGACGCGCCACUCCGCGUGCACUCGAGCUCAUACCGGUGCAACGGCACGCUGUUGCGCGUCGAUGUGACUAUGACAGCGUACCUCAAGCCAGUGCGCGAGCCUAACAAGCCAGGGCUGCCCGAUAUCCUUCGCGAGGCCGACUGGUUUGACAUGGCGCUGUCGUUUUACCACCCCGACUCGAGCACGAGCUGCGAAGCGCAUGUCGAUGGCCUCCACGACCUGCGCGAGGUCGCCGGGCCCGACGCCCAGGACCUUGUUGGCUCGGGCACCGUGCCCGAGUUGCUCCGCCACAUUGUCAUGCACCGCCUCGACCGCACGCUCUCUGAUGACGCACUGCGCGUCGUGUUGGUCCGUUCACGGAUGUUUACGCACCGCAAGGCGACGCCCGUGAAUGCGGCCAUGGACGCCGAUGCGUUUGCCCAAGACGGCCACCUCAUUGAGCUCGCUGACGCGCGAGGCAUCAAACUCCUUUCGCAAGUCAAGCACCUGCGCCAGCACGCAGUCAUUUGCACCGUCUUUGACGUCACACCGACCAAUGCCAAACGAGACGCGGCGCUGGCACUGCGUGUCGACGGGUACAUUGCCGCCAGCAGCAAGCAACUCUCCAUGUGGAUCAACGGCGCUGCGCUGCGCGAGGCCAUUGGAGCUGACGUGCACCUAAUGCGCGAAGCGGAGGCGCAGAACUUGGCCGCGCAUGUCGUCGACCUCUUGGACGUCGAGGUGAAUGGCGACGAGAUUUACCGGCUCUAUGUCAAGGAAGUGAUCACGCCGUCCAGCCGCCUCGGCGCCGCCGACGAGGUCGGCACCGACAAGACGCGCAAAGCGCCGUGCUUGCUCAAGGCGAUUCGAACAGUCGGUGGCCAGCGCGUGCUGCUCGGCGUCUACGACACGCAGAGUGCAACGCCCGACGCGCCUCUCCGCGUCGACUUUUACCAGCCGUCGUCGUCGCUCUCGACGUCAUUUGCGGUGCCGCUGACGCAGCUGCGCACGCACAUCGCGCGUGGCGCCGACUGGGACGCACGUGCGAUGUCCAAGGACGACCUCCAAUCGGCGCUGCACGAGAUGCUUUCCCACUUGAAUGUGGCCCAAGUCGAGAUGGAGUGCGGCACGAACCUCUUUGUCGAGUGGGCCAGCGUAACCUCAUAACGCUACGCGCGUGUCAUCCGUUAGUCUCUCGUAGAUAGAUAGAUAGAUAGAUAGAUAGA